This is a messenger RNA of Plasmodium knowlesi strain H, 6252 nucleotides long. RefSeq names its product AP2 domain transcription factor AP2-FG, putative. NCBI's taxonomy places the organism in Eukaryota, Apicomplexa, Aconoidasida, Haemosporida, Plasmodiidae. Gene Ontology annotation, molecular function: DNA-binding transcription factor activity. The record is from RefSeq and is a predicted model, not a curated record. Gene Ontology annotation, biological process: regulation of DNA-templated transcription. Bases 1 to 6252 code for a protein of 2083 amino acids. The transcript has a single exon.
AUGCAGACCAACGCAAAAAUUCUAGACAUGAAGGAUAAUUGCGGUGGGAAGCAACACUUGGAAGGGAACUACAAAGUUCACAAGGCCAUUAAUGGCAUAUAUAACGGAGGAGUAUAUUAUUACGAUGAACAUUACGCGAGCGUGAGAGAAGAAAAUGAUGCACCUAGUAAUCAAACACAAGAAUCGAACCACUCGUCAGAAGAUAAUUAUUACUCAAACAGUAUGAACGAAAUGAAUAAUUAUGAUUCUACCUUGUUAGUAGAUAAAGAUAACCAUGAAAAUGGUACGAGCAAUGAGUAUGAUAUGGAUACCUUGGAAAACGAAAUCGUAGGAAACAGAACGGAUGGUUAUGGAGCAAAUGCCUACGACUGUGUCGUCACAGACAACGGCAACCUUGUUGUCAAUAUGAAUGGCACUGUAAACAAUCAUAGUAAAUUUGUGAAUCCACAAAAUUUUGGUUAUGCAGUAAAUAUAGGAAAUAGUUCCUUGGGAAAUGUGGGCAUGAGCCAAAUGGGGAACACAAAUUAUGGCGACUUCAUCAACGGAAUGAGCGCCAUGAACACUAUGAACUUUAUGGGUAAUAUGGCUGUGGUAAACGGGAUGAGUGGGCUAAACGGUAUGCUGGGGAUAAACUGCGUUACGGAAGAGAAUGGGACCAACCAAGGAAGCAGCUUUUCCCAUAAUGAGAAUCCCAACUUCAUGAAUAGCCAUUUUUUAAGUAAGUCCAAAAUAUACAGCGGAGGAAGUAACCAUAUAGAUGAUGCAACUGUGGAGGGUAGUCAUAUGCUUCCUUUGAAUGGACACAUAGAUAACAAUAGCGCGAAUGGGAUCAUCAGUACGAACUUCCAAUCGUAUGCAUCUAUGUACUAUGGAAGGAAUGUGGCUAGCCAGGAUAACAUGAAUAACAAUUCCUACGAUGAUAACGAAAAUUAUUUGGCAAACUACGGAAGAAACGAUAUGACCAUGCAAGAUGGACUACUGAACGAGUCGUUCCAAGAAAAUAAUGAGGAAAUUAUGAAUAAAUCGUUGGAUGAUUAUUACGAGAAAGGCAAUGAGCAGCAUGGAUAUGUGCGAAAAAGCCAGGAGGGCACUCCGAGGGCGAGCUACCUGUCCUAUAACACCGCGUCCUAUGGCGCCAGCGACGUCUGGGGCAACACGUGCAGUAACAAUUGCAGUAAUAACAGUAGCGACAGUAAUGAAAGUUGCAAUAAGAGCGGAAAUAAGAAGAGAAGUAAUAACAACUAUGCCGUGUCUUCUCCCUACAUGAAUAAUGUCGAAGGUGCAUAUAUCGAUGGGAAAGGUGGAAGCUAUUCAUACGAAAUGGAUUCAAGCAACGGGUUCUACAUGAAAAGACAAAAUGGGAACAUGUAUGGCAACUACGUUAAUAUCAUGAACGGUAUGGGUAGCACUGUUGGUGGUGGGAACUUCAACGGUAGCCACUCGAAUGCCGCCAUGGUCCUCAACUGCAGCAACGAGAUCCAAGGCAUGAGCAAAGUAGGCGGGAACAAUUCCCAAGGGAUGAACACAAAUUCCACGGUUAGUCAUGAUACGGCGUUCCCGGUAAAUUAUGAAGAGGACGAGAACGACGAAGAGGAUGUUAGUAACGAGGAAGAAGGAAACGGGGUCGUUAAUGUCAACACUAAUGGCGCUAGUGGUAAGGAUGCACGAGGAUUGAUAUGCGCGGGGGAUGAAGGAUAUCCGAAGUACGCAGACAAGAAGGGCCAUGUACGCAUUAUGGGCACUACGUUCGACGGAACAGAGAAUGAACACGUAGAACAGGCAGAUUCGAUGUUUAAACCGAACAGGUUGAACCCCUUAAAUUAUAACUACGUCUCCAGACGAGGUAGUAGCUAUAGUAGAAGGAGUAGCACAACGAACUCCAUGAAUAUAUCCAGUAUGAACGAUUUGGACAACUCUCCAUCAUAUUCCAAUUGUCUUAAUAUAGUAAUGCAAAAUCAGGAGCAGGAUAUGCAGCACUUUGUUGAAAACGGAAAGAAUGCAUACUUAGAUCCCACGACGAAUGGAUAUAUCAACCUAAGACCUAACGCUAGUUAUAAUGGGGAUAGAACGGACUGUAGAAUAAAUGGGGUGAAAAUGAAAAAUAUAGAUUUCCCUAUGGACGUAAAGGACAAUGAUGACGAUGAUAUGGGUGACAGUAGAAUGGGUGGAAGUGUCCGAAUUGGCAACAACAGUACCAACAACAACAGCGAAAUGGAGCACAUGAACAAUAAAUCUAGGGAGAAGUUCGGCAUGUACGCACCAAAUGAUGAAGGGGUAUUCAAAAAUGGCAACUGUAGCACUGAACAGGUUAACUACGUUGAUAUGAAAAAAGGAAAUGGUGAAGACCACAUGGAUGAGUAUAACCAAGGGGCAGAAUACAAUUUGCACGAAUCGUAUGAUGCUAAUAUGUACAAGGGAGCAAUUAAGAAAGAGGAAUUGGAGAAAGAUAGCAAUUAUGUUAUGUACAACGGGGGUAAGGAUCUGGGCAACGGCAUGAACAACAGCAUGAACAACAGCAUGGACAACAGCAUGGACAACAGCAUGGACAACGACAUGGACAAUGACAUGAAUCGUGAUGUCGACUCCAACCAUCAGGUGAAUAACGUAGAAAAUUAUCCAAGCGAAUUAGUGGAUAACGCUCAAAUGACAAAUGUAGGUACUUACGAAAAUGGACAUAAUUUAAAUCUGGAUAAUGGGCAUGCGAUGUACAAGGUAGAUCAUAAUGUUAAGUUGAAGGGAGGAGGGAUGCCCAAAACUGUGGGUCCCCGAAAAUCACAAAGCUAUCUGAAGAGUAAAAAUUACAUAAGGAAAACAGCCGUUGCUGAUAAUAUGUAUGAUGACCCUAACGAGGACAUGAACAAAUCCAACAAUUGUGAUUCUUACUAUAUGAGGAACGCAAGAUCAAAUAAUUCACUCUUUCUGCGUCAAAAUGGGAACCAGUCCAAUAAUGACCUUUGCAACGGGAUGAGUUAUGAUGGGGGUAAUGUUAAUGGGAUGUCCACAGAGGAAGGUGUCCUUCCAAGCGCUACAAGUGCAGCGGCUGGAGCAACAUCGGUCGCUUCUGCGAGUGGAGUUUCCAUGACGGAGUACAGGAACAACAUGAACUAUUUCGAAAACGUAAACAAGAGUAUCAUGCACAGUGAAAACGGUUACGAUUAUAUUAACCAGCAACCUGGUGCACAUAGCAGCUACACGAACCCGUGGAUGCACCGAAUGAAGGGUUACGCGUCUGACCAAAAAGUACAGUCUCUUAUGAACCUUAACGGAUGUUACGGCAAUAUGAACGGUAAUAAAUAUCCAAUGGCGCAUGUGAACAGUCAGGGUAAAAAAUCUAUUGUUCGUGGAUAUAGCAAUGUUUGCAACAUGAUGAUGUUAGGAAAAAAUAUGGAUGAUGGCACUCAUGCCAAUAUGAACGGUGUGAGUAACAUGAACAGAGAGGAGAAUGAUCAUCAUCUAAUCGAUGGAACGUGUGAUAUGAACAACAUGCGUCUUCGGAAUGGACAUCACAGUCGUAACAACUUUAACGCCAUGGACCUUCAAACUAGUCAAGGAGAAUUGAACACUUUGAAUAAUAUCAUCUCCAUGAAUGCUCAAAAUUCUCUAAACCAUUUUAACAUGCUAGUAGUACCUAAGAUUAAGGGAGUCCGUUUUGACAAAUCAGGGAGGAGAUGGGUGGCUAGCUGGAGCCAAAAUGGAAACCAAAAGAGGCAAUAUUUUCCUAUAAAGAAAUUUGGCCAGACGCAGGCGAAAUAUAUGGCUAUUUUUGCCAGGAUAAGGGCUGUGAAGUUCAUGCAGAAGAGGCCUCACGGGGCAUCCGAGAAUAAGAGAAAUCAGUGCAGGAAAACCUCCAUGAAGGACAGAGCGAAGAGCGAAUCGGAGGACGAAAACAAUGAGUAUUACGACGAUGAUAACGGAAAUGACGACGAUGCGCUGGAUGAUGUCGAUGUCGAUGUGGAUGGUGAUGUCCAUGUGGGUGGCGAUGUCCAUGUGGGUGGCGAUGUCCAUGUGGAUGGCGAUGUCCAUGUGGAUGGCGAUGUCCAUGGAGAUGGUGAUGUCCAUGUGGAUGGUGAUGUCCAUGUGGAUGGUGAAAGGGAAUUUGUCGACCAAGGUACCUUUAACUAUGGAAUGCACACCUGUACCGAAGAUAACGAGGGAUUCUACAACCAAGGUAUGACGAACCAAGCCCCAAACGAAUCGGGCGAUGAAUCUGCGCUGAACAAUUACUACGGGUACCCAGGUGGAUCAGGGGGGUCAUGUGGCCUGACACAGAAUUACAUCCCCAUUAACAGUAACGACGGCGCAGACGAUUUGGGGGUUCAUAAUUUUGAGACGUGUGUACCUGUGGAAAUAUCCGAAAAAAGUGUUGAUGAAGAGGUCAACGGAGCGGAAAAUGUGUGUAAUAAUGAGGAGGAUGGGAACCCAAACCAGGCCAGCAGAGCGACCGAUCGCACCAUUAGCAGUAACUGUAAUAACGGAAAUGGGAACCAAAUGGCUUAUGAGAAUGUCAAUUCCGAAUCAAUCUGCGCCGAGGGCGUAGGAAAUCAAGAGCUGCAAUAUAUGAAAACAAAAUAUGAAGUGGGGGAUGAACAAGUGAUAGCCUCUGAGGUGCAUACAGGAGGAGAUGCAAAUAUAAAAGAAUCAGCUUCCCCCCAAAUGAGCGUGUCGAAUUGGGUGCGAGGGUAUGCUAUGAAAUUUGGGCUGUGUGCAGAGAAUACCAUUUCGAAGGAAGAACAUCGCGAAGACAAUAACCCUCGAGAGGGUACAAAUAGGGAGUACAUGAAUGGAGAUUCCAUCUUAAGUGGUGCCCACUGUACUGACGAAAAUCCGGACGAAGCAUCUGGAAAGGAGAAAAUGGACAAAUUUGAUGAGGAUGGUAACGGGUCGAAUACAACGAACUUACACCCCAGAAGUGACGAUCACCCAUUUUGUUUAUAUGAGAUGGAGGAAGAGGUGAAACAUUUUCCAGGUAGGUCGGAUGAUGUUAUACAGACGUGUGGGCUGAAUGGAUCAUUGGAUGGGGAGGUGUGUCACCAAGGUGGAGAAGGUAAUGACGAAGCAGAAGGUCAGCAGGAUGACAACCUUGAGCCGGAAAACUGUGAAGAUGGCAAUGGAGGGAGGAUUGAUCGAGGAAAUGUGCACGUUGAUGACACGGAGGAACACCAAAUGAACGACGAGGAUGGGGCAGAAGAUGGAGAAGACCGCCAUGAUGACGACUCCGAAACGGACGGCGACCCCCCGAGCGGAAUGAAUCGUGCAAUGGAGUGUGAUCGUGUCGUAAAGGACCAGACGCAGGGGGAAGAAAAUGAAGUAAUUUUAUUGAACGUAAAUUUGAUCGAAAUGAAUGGAAUAGUCGACAUAGAAAGAGCAAAGAAACACAGAAACAACGUAGAUGAAAAAAUAAGGAAUCUCUUCUUAAUGGUGGAAAGAUGGAAGAAGAGAAAGGAUGAAAAAAUGUGUACAGAUGCAAAUGAUAAAUCAUUAUUGAACAUAACGAAUGAAAUGACAAAACAGCUGAUGAGUAAGUUGUAUGAACUUAAUGAGCUAAACGAAAAUGAAAGAAUGAUUCUGUUCACACAGUUGAAGGAAUACUACCUUAGUGAGAACAACCUAAUUUGCCAUAGAGAAAACAUCAAACUGGGAAUGCGUAAAAAUGGAAAGAUGGAAAAUGUAAAUGAUGAACAGGGUAAAGAGAAGGGACAAUUUCAAAUUGAAGAGAAAAGCGAAUCGUACUGUGCCGAAAAUGCAUCCAAUGAUAUGUGGAAUGUAUACAAAUUUAAAAGACCAAGAAUUGAUGCAUGUUCGGCCGCAUUCGCUGCUAAUAUGGAAAAGUCGACCCAUUCAAUCGGGAUAGGAUGUUAUGACAAAUUAGAUAGAGAUGGUUCCUCGGGUAAAACUUUGUAUGUGCAAAGUUAUCAACCUGACGGAUAUGGGGAAUGUGAUAUCGACUUGGAAUUAACAAAUGAGGAGAUAUACGGGCAGACAAACGAGGAAGCGCAAGAAGAGACAGAUGAGUCCACGUUGAAUGAUAAUGGACCACAUAAUCAGAUGAACACAUACCAUGGAAAUAAUGAAACCAUGUUCCUUCGUGACGAUACGGAUGGGGAAAUAACUUCCUGGGUCACUACGUCGGAGGGGGAUGAUGCUUCUUCUGCUCGAAUCCUUAACCAUCAUAUCUCUGCAAUCUCAGACGAUGUGCAAGAACAUGGAGAGCACAUAGAUUGGAGCGGUGAUGGACUUGUGGAUAGUACGUAA